This is a messenger RNA of Acaromyces ingoldii, 1692 nucleotides long. Its product is annotated as MFS general substrate transporter. Lineage: Eukaryota; Fungi; Basidiomycota; Exobasidiomycetes; Exobasidiales; Cryptobasidiaceae. Bases 28 to 1692 code for a protein of 554 amino acids. The record is from RefSeq and is a predicted model, not a curated record. Gene Ontology annotation, biological process: transmembrane transport. Gene Ontology annotation, cellular component: membrane. The transcript has 10 exons. Gene Ontology annotation, molecular function: transmembrane transporter activity.
AAAGCGGACCCACCGCCUUCGAUCGCCAUGACGACUUUUGAGAAAACGGGCUUGGAGAUGCAUGAGCUCUCGAUGGUGCCUUCAUUGCCUUGCUCUCAAGAAGGAACCUCUGGCGAACAUUCACUUCACUGUACGCGCUCGAAACCUUCCCUCAUGACGCCUGAGGCCGUCGACACGAGCGAUUUCACCCAUCAGAUGAGGCGCAACACCUACUUUGAAGAUGACGACGUUAGGGAUCCUAGGAGAAGUUUCUCGGGUCACGCCACCGACGGAGUCACUGUUCUCAAUGCGAGGACGACGAUCGACAGGAAGAGGAUUGUCAAAAUCAUGACCAAGAUCAAUUUCCAUAUUCUGCCCCCGGUGAUGCUUCUCUAUUUGUGUGCUUUCAUGGAUCGUACCGCUAUGGCCAACGUGAAGGUUGCGGGCAUGAACCAGGACAUCAAAAUCACACAUGCACACUACACCAUUGCUGUUGUGCCAUCCAAUCUUGUUCUUCGCUGGCUUGGAGCCAAGAUAUGGCUUCCUGUCAUCGGUGUCGGCUGGGGCACUGCAAUGCUCUUGACGGCGUUCGUCAACAACACAAAGCACAUCUUCAUCGGAAGAUCCCUUCUCGAAAUGAUGGUGACCAUAGUCCUGCCCCAAACAGCUGGAGUCUUCCCUGGCAUCGUCUACUACCUUGGCGGCUUCUUCCCUCGCACUUUCGUCUCCCACAGCAUCGGGCUAUUCUUCUCGGCUGGUGUCAUUGCUGGCAGCGUUGGUGGUUGCAUCUCACUGGCGGUACAAGUUGUCAAUCCUCUCAGAGAAAAGAUGGCCGAUUGGAGGAUGAUUCUCGUCAUCGAAGGCAUAUGCUCCAUCAUCGUGUCCGUCGGCUCUUACUUCUUCAUAAGGAAGGACAUCGACGACUGCGGCUUCCUCUCUGCUGAAGACAAGGCUUAUAUGAAGGAAUGCGUCUUGUACGACCAAGAACACUAUCGCUUCAAGACAACGCUCGGCUACCACUGGAAAUUUGUCAAAAACGCCUUCACUGACGGCUUCGUCUGGUUACUUGUCCUACUCCUCUUCUGUGCCAGCGUGCCAAUGAUGAGCGUCGCCCUGACAUUGCCCAUCAUCAUCGAGGAUGGCUUGGGUUACAACAAAUAUAAAGCACAGGGCUAUACGGCCAUCGUCUAUUUCAUCGCUGCCAUCUACGUCGUCGCGACAGCAAUCUACAGCGACCGUUGGAAUUGCCGCAUCUUGGUCUACGUCAUCUCGAUGUUCAUCGGCGUCAUGGCAUGGUUGAUUGGGACCUUGAAUCCAACUUCAAUCAUUCGCUACCUAUCCACAAUCUUCAUGGCAAUGGGUUCAUUCGGCGGGGCCUGUAGUGUCUUUGCCCUAGUGAGCGGCAAUACGAGCGGCGAUACAAAGCGCAACGUUGCGAUGGCGCUGGUCAUUGGAUGCGGCGUGGGACCAGGCGGCAUUCUGGGCUCGGUCAUCUUUCUGGAAGGAUCCGCGCCCCUGUAUCGAGAAGCGUUCCUCAUCAAUGCCGGCUUCUCGCUCGCAGGCGUCUUUUUGGGUGUCCUGUACGGCGGCGCCAUCCACCGUGCGGGCAAUCGAAAGGCUAGGCUCCUCUUCACUGGACGUGUGCCGCGAUCGGCCAAGGAAGACUACGACAUGCUCGGGGACAAGUCGCCCUUCUUCUUCUACAUCACCUGA